Pimephales promelas (fathead minnow) is the source of this 2445-nucleotide messenger RNA. It is a transcript of the gene acer3, whose product is annotated as alkaline ceramidase 3. NCBI's taxonomy places the organism in Eukaryota, Metazoa, Chordata, Actinopteri, Cypriniformes, Leuciscidae. Gene Ontology annotation, cellular component: endoplasmic reticulum membrane. The record is from RefSeq and is a predicted model, not a curated record. Gene Ontology annotation, molecular function: N-acylsphingosine amidohydrolase activity. Gene Ontology annotation, biological process: ceramide metabolic process; phytosphingosine biosynthetic process.
UUCCAGAUUGGAUGGAGCACUGAAUCCGUUACCGUACAAGCAACUCCUCCCUCCGCCCGUCCGAACUUAGCCGAUUUCUGUCUCAUCAUGGCUCCGGCGGCGGACAGGCCGGGCUACUGGGGAACACCGACCUCAACUCUCGACUGGUGCGAGGAGAAUUAUGUGGUCUCGUAUUACAUCGCAGAAUUCUGGAAUACCGUCAGUAACCUGAUAAUGAUCCUACCUCCCAUUUACGGAGCCAUUCGGACGUGUAAAGAUGGUUUGGAAGUGCGCUAUGUGUGCUCAUUUUUAGGACUCGCUGCCGUAGGCAUUGGCUCAUGGAGCUUUCACAUGACUCUACAGUAUGAAAUGCAGUUACUGGACGAGCUGCCGAUGAUCUACAGCUGCUGCGUCUUUGUCUACUGUCUAUACGAGUGCUUCAAGCAAGAGCGCGCUGUUAACUAUUCCUCAAUUACACUUUUGCUGACCUUCAGUAUUAUUGUUAGUGUGGUUUACCUGAUAUGGAAAGAGCCUGUCUUUCACCAGGUCAUGUAUGCCGUACUAGUGGCUUUCUUGGUGAUUCGCUCAGUUUUCAUAGUCACAUGGGUCUAUCCGUGGCUCAGAGCCCUCGGCUUUACGUCAUUAACCGUCUUCCUGUUGGGAUUCGUAUUAUGGAACAUCGAUAAUUUCAUGUGUGACUCUCUAAGAGCCGCACGGCAGCGUCUGCCUCCUGUGUUCGGGGCGGUUACGCAGCUUCACGCCUGGUGGCACAUCCUAACAGGCCUGGGCUCAUAUCUGCACAUACUCCUCAGCCUACAGAUUCGGUCAACCUACCUCAAGCACAGACCAAAAGUGAGGUUUUUAUGUGGCGUUUGGCCGAUGCUGCACAUUGAAUCUCAGAAGGCGAGUUGAAAGGGACCUGAGAAGAGGAAGAUGGACCAAUCACAGACCUCAGACAGAAAGAGGUCCAGCCAAUGAGCUUCAGCGGCAACAGGAAGUGACCGGCGGCUGACGGUUUGGUUCCCCUUCCGACUCCGUUUGCCAAGUGCAUUACUGAGAAAACUGCCAAACGAAGGAAACAUGUUGUCUUUAUUAUAGGUUAGAUGAGAGUUUUGUAGGGGUCUUGUGAUUUUGCACGUCAUUUUCCUAUAAAUCGGAAGCAGCCAAAACUAGGAUUCUGUUCUGGUUAGUAUUUCUGCCUUCAUGAGGGAAAAUAAUAUGGCUUUGAUGGAUCAUAUCUGGUCAGUUUGACAGUUUUCAUAUUUUGUACUUGAACUUAAUUGAACUAGCUUGAGAUUAUGCAAAAAUUUCACUUAUCUCGACACUUUUAGAGAUCGUGAAGGUCAAAUUAAACAGAUCAGAAAAAUAAACGAGUGUUGAUAAGGAAGAUCUUCGUCCUUAAGAAUUAUUGAGGCGUUUAGGGAUGAGAUACAUGCACAUUUGACGGUAAUAAGGUCAUUUUACUGUUUCAGAGAUACAGUAGCAUGUUACAUAAUUGUGUCCAUGUCACACAUAUAAAUGCAUAUUUAUAAUAUUUGUAAUUAACAAUAGUCAUAAGCUGCUCUGCAAAACAAAUUGAGUCUGAGUGUUUGUGUAUAAACCUGAACCAGUUUGCCCUUUAAACAUUUCAAGGCCCUCAUGUGACCAAUAUGCAAUCAAAUGGAUUUAAUUUAUUACAUUUUUGGUAAAAGGGUGUGUUAAUGUGAACAGUUUAUGAAGGACUUAUCAUGCAUGCUUAUUAACAUUGAGCUGAUGCAUUAUUACUUAACUGCUGUUAUUUAUCAUUAGCAAAUGAAUGUCUCAUAAACUAGAUUAUAUUCUCAUCUCCAACACUGACUACUUGAAAUGCCACUAGUCAUGCUGGCUGUCAACAAAAACAGUAAAGGGUGGUUACGAAUGAAGUCAUAUACUAUUAUUGAUUCAUCAUUUGUUUAUGUAUUGUGCCAAGUUAAUGGUUCCAUAAGAACUCAAUCAUCUGUAAAGCACAGUUGACUAAAAUAAAUCGUAUUUAAUCCGAUGAGACGAACACGCACAUGUUUCAGAUAUUAAAGCGCUGCUGUUGGUUUGGACUCAUGUUUGGACCACUAAGGAUGCCUUAGAUUAAACUGUGGUUUAUUCCUUGUUGCCUUGAUGUCCAUUAUAUUAAAUAAUUAUGAAGUACAUAUUCCAUUACAUAAAAUGAUUCAAACAAAAACAAAGAUGUCAACAUUUUUGCUGAAUACAAAUGAACAAUCAACAGCAAAAUUACUGCCACUAUCCCAGUUUAGUGCUUAAAUCCACUGAUAAUAGUGGACCUCUAAUCUUGCUUAUGACUGAAAUGUUGAGUUAUAAUAUGGAAUAUUGUAGCUGACCUUCCUAGCAUUGUCUUGUAAAGCCUGUGUAAUGAUUUAAGUGUGUAUUUUGUGAUUUUUUUGUGCCUCAUUAAAAUCUAUGUUGCCAAAACUAAUAAUGUAACUAAUUAAAAAC